CGUGGUUCCGUUGUAAGAUUUGACAGCAGGUCCGUUUUUACCUCUUUGCUUUCCACCCUGCCUCGCUCUUUCUUUCUCUAUUUAAUACGCAUUUAGCCUGCCGUGUGUGUGCACGUAUUUAUUUAUUUAUGCAUCUUAUUUGAAAGUAAUUAGUGUUUUUACCUUUUAGUCGUUCCUCAAAUGAGAAGGCGUAAAAGAUGGAGCUUCACAUUUUAGAGCACAGCUUGAAAGUGGCGAGUAUAGAAAAAGAGGGGAUCCAGAUUUGCACUCACGGAUUAAUAAAACUCGCUUUCUUGGCUUCCAAAACAAGAUGCAAGUUUUUCAGUUUGACAGAGACUCCGGAGGACUACACCAUUAUUGUCGAUGAGGAUGGCUUUAAAGAGCUCCCCCAGUCAGAGCACAUCAGUGUUGCUGAUUCCACGUGGUUGGCCCUUAACGUGGUGUCAGGGGGCGGCAACGCCUCUAACUCGCAACCCAUUGGAGUCACCAAAAUCGCUAAAUCAGUUAUUGCACCGUUGGCCGACCACAACAUUUCUGUUUUCAUGCUGUCAACAUAUCAGACAGACUUCAUUCUGGUACGAGAGCGAGAUCUGCCCAUGGUCAUGCACACGCUGUCUUCCGAAUUCACUUUGCUCCGGGUAGUCAACGGAGAGACUUUUGCUGCUCACAAUCUGGGUGUCACCAAUGGCUUUGUGAAGCCUAAACUCGUGCCCCGUCCCAUCAUUCACCCCUUAUUUAGUCCCAGCAACAUGUUCUGUGUGACCAGCCUGGACCCAGACACACUUCCCUCUGUAGCCACCCUGCUCAUGGAUGUCAUGUUUUACUCUGGAGGUCCAAAGGAAAGCGGAGCAUCCAGCGAGGACUCAAGCCACAUCCGCUUCUUCUCCUUCUCCCUGAUCGAGGGCUACAUCUCUCUGGUCAUGGACGAACAGACAACUCAAAGGUUCCCAAACAACGUUCUCUUCACCAGUGCUUCUGGUGAGCUUUGGAAAAUGGUUCGCAUCGGGGGACAACCUUUAGGAUUUGAUGAGUGCGGAAUUGUGGCUCAAAUAUCAGAACCCCUGGCAACAGCUGACAUUCCAGCUUACUACAUUAGCACCUUCAAGUUCGACCACGCCCUGGUUCCCGAAGAAAACAUCCAAAGUGUGAUUGGAGCUCUGCGGACCAAGAGCACGGCACAGUGAAGGAAAACGAAGACCGGUUUUCAAAGUAAUUUCGUUCAUCAUUUAUCAUGUCCAAAAAGUGCCAAGAGCUUAAUAGCGGACUACUGUGGAUCGGCUCUGAAAGGAAGGGAUCUAACCACAAAAUGUGGGUGGGGAGUGUGACGGUGUGUUAGGGACGCCUUUGUUACUCGGCCAUUUUCUUUACCCCCACCCAUCCUUGGCACUCGAGGCCCUCCACUGCCUGCUCUGGUAGUUGUUGCUUUAGUUUAUCCGACUGCUUCUUUUCCUUUCUAAAAGCUGCUUCUUCCCACUCCCUGACCCUCAUGAGCACCAUACUGUAUUAGUUACAUAAUUUCUCUCAUGGAAGGAUGACGAAUGUACUCUCAAAAACAAAAGAAAUAUUAUAUCAAGCUCUCCAUAUAUUUUGUUUAGUUUUCCACAGGUAAUGUCUCAGUGCCAAGAUGUCUGAAUGCCUAAACUGAUGCCUUUGUCAAAAAUACUAUACUUGUGUGCAAUUGUAGGAGAAAUUCUUUGAGACAGCCAAUGAUGAUAUAGCCCCUGGUUGAAUAAUAUGAUGUGUGUGUUUUUUUGGUGCUUUUAGUAGCUGUUGAACAUCUUUUAUUCACAGCAAUGAUCUGACUGUUGGAGUCUAUUAUUAAAUUCAGAUGCUUGGUCUGGUGGAACAUGAAGUAAAUCCAAGAUCUUGAUGAGGAAAUUCAAUUUUUUGUGUUUUAAAAAGUAAUACAAAUUCACACUGUGAGCAACUCUUGGUGAUGGGUCACUUAAAAUUAGAUCUUAUCUAUAAAUAUGUGGGGUUUUGUUUUUUUUAUAGUUACUGUGGUUAGUAACCACAAUUUAUGUAAUUAAUCAUAGACAUCAUACAUUAGGAUUAAUUUAUUAUUUAAUCUAAAAAAGCUACAGGGAUAGGUUGGAUCUUUUAGUUGUAUGAGGUAUCUAUAGUCAGUGUGUCAGCUACAGUAGAUGGCGGUCGGCACGGCCGCCGUUUAGAGAAGCAGACAUUAGUACUGAAACAGAAGCUAAGCAAUGUACUGCUGUGGACAGGGUCUGGCAAGUCCGCACAACAUUCCUGGAUAGAAGAAAAACGCUCUGAUUGAUCAAAGGUUUAGUCAUGCAACAGAAAACUCAGAUUGGACAGACAUGUCUAGCUAGCUGUCUGGAUUUACCCUGCAGAGAUCUGAGGACCAGGUAACCACAGUUCUCAGAAAUCGACCAGAGAUAAUAAAUAAAUAAAUGAAAAAUUUCAACAGCGGAGGCUGAGGGACAUAGUUUAAAAAAUAGCAUCAAAUUAUUCCAAGUGACAUACAUGAGUGGACCCCCAGUACAUUCUCUGUCUUGUAAGGGGUCCUAGGCUAAAAACUAAUUGAGAAACCUCUGCUCUAACUAUUCCUCCAACAGGCAAUUAUAUCUGAUAGAAACUUGUUGUUUUCUGGUCACUGACUGAUGACCUAAUGAUCAGGUUGCUCACAGUGUGAACCAACACGAAGACCCAAUGAUACAAUGAAAUGACAAAAAUGUUUUGCAUCUACAGUAGUAAUAAAUUACUGAGCCACUUUGACAAUGUACAAGAAUAAGCUAUGGUUCACACAGGGACGGAGCCCUGGUGUCCAUUUCUAGGUGUUGAAGCUGCCCCUCUCCUGCCCCAGUCUGCACUUUAAUGCAGGUCCCACCCUCACAGGCCUGCUGUACUGAUGUGAAAACAGGGGAGGGGGUGCUAUUUACUGUAAAAAAGUUCCUGUCCACAUGGGUGACAAUGUUUUUCUUUCUUUCUUUUUAUUAUACGCCACCUUGCACCCAACCAGUCUUCUGGUCAGAUUUGAUUAGUAGAAACCCUGUAUUUAUCAGUGUUAAAACAGGAGGAAGGUGACAUUUCUUCUGAUUCCAUUUCAAAGAAAAACAUGUUGAAAGCUUUUCAUUUGGAGCUUCUUGUGUGGAAAAAAUAAAUAAACAAGCUUUUCUUUUCUUUUUUGA
Molecule: messenger RNA, 3152 nt
Organism: Etheostoma cragini (Arkansas darter)
Lineage: Eukaryota; Metazoa; Chordata; Actinopteri; Perciformes; Percidae
Gene: castor2
Product: cytosolic arginine sensor for mTORC1 subunit 2
Exons: 9
Coding region: 198-1184 (328 amino acids)
Biological process (GO): cellular response to L-arginine; negative regulation of TORC1 signaling
Cellular component (GO): cytosol
Source: RefSeq, a predicted model, not a curated record